Molecule: messenger RNA, 707 nt
Organism: Benincasa hispida (wax gourd)
Lineage: Eukaryota; Viridiplantae; Streptophyta; Magnoliopsida; Cucurbitales; Cucurbitaceae
Product: large ribosomal subunit protein eL27x-like
Biological process (GO): translation
Cellular component (GO): ribosome
Molecular function (GO): structural constituent of ribosome
Source: RefSeq, a predicted model, not a curated record
AUUAUAAAGCAACUCGUCUGCAGUCUUUGUCUAGGGUUUACGAUCUCUUCGUCGUCGACAGAUCUAAUCGGAGCAUUUCCGUAAUCGAAGCUCCAAUCGAGUUAAGAAAUGGUGAAAUUUAUCAAGCCGAACAAGGCUGUUAUUGUUCUUCAAGGCCGAUUUGCCGGCCGGAAGGCUGUGAUCGUCCGAAACUUUGAUGAAGGAACCCGUGACCGGCCCUACGGCUAUUGUUUGGUUGCAGGGAUGAAAAAGUACCCGAGCAAAGUCAUUCGCAAAGAUUCCACGAAGAAGACGGCGAAGAAAUCGAGAGUGAAGGCCUUCAUCAAGCUUGUGAACUACCAGCACCUAAUGCCGACGAGGUACACGCUCGACGUCGACCUCAAGGACGUCGUAAAUGUGGAUUGCUUACAGUCGAAGGGCUCGAAGGUUGCGGCGUCGAAGGAGAUCAAAAAGAGGUUUGAGGACAGGUUUAAGACUGGGAAGAACAGGUGGUUUUUUACCAAGCUUAGGUUCUGAGGAAUUCAUUUUAAGUUUUGGAGGUUCCUUUUCUAGUUGUUUCAAAUUUUGAGAAUCCAUUUUUACUAUUAUGAAUCCCUUUUGUCUAGUGCGUAUGUUACUAAAUUUUUGUUGAUCUUUUUUUAUCCUUAAAUGGGAAGAACGAGGAAAGAAUCUAAUCUAAUGAUCUCAAUCGUUCGAUCUCUUUUUAA